This is a messenger RNA of Zophobas morio, 1926 nucleotides long. RefSeq names its product alpha-2 adrenergic receptor (gene Octalpha2R). Gene Ontology annotation, biological process: adenylate cyclase-activating adrenergic receptor signaling pathway. The record is from RefSeq and is a predicted model, not a curated record. NCBI's taxonomy places the organism in Eukaryota, Metazoa, Arthropoda, Insecta, Coleoptera, Tenebrionidae. Gene Ontology annotation, molecular function: G protein-coupled receptor activity. The transcript has 3 exons. Bases 222 to 1835 code for a protein of 537 amino acids. Gene Ontology annotation, cellular component: plasma membrane.
GUGGAGCGAGGCGGUAACAUGCCAACCGAGCUCCGAGUCGAAAGCUCCGCCUCGGAAGACGACGACGAAGAAGAGGGCGCCGACGCCGGCGCCUCGGACCCCCAUAUUCUAAACUAGCUAGUGUUAUCUUUCUCAAAUUGAAUUGUAUUGCGUUUCCCAUUAUCGCCGACGUAACUCGGGCGCUUCGGGUACACGGGUAUUGUACAUAGUGUUAGGGACCAAUGGCGCUCAGCAACCUCACAGCGCGGGCGGCCGUGGCCGUCGAGGACCUCCUGCUGCUGGCGGACAACGCCACCGCCAACCUCUCCGGCAACGCCACCGUCGCCGUGCCGCACUACCCCAGCGGCUACACGCUGCCGCAGAUCGUCGUCGCCUCCGUCGUCGUCACCAUGCUGAUGGUGGUCGUCGUCGUGGGCAACAUGCUGGUCAUCAUCGCCAUCACCACGGAGAAGGCGCUCAAGAACAUCCAGAACUGGUUCAUCGCCUCGCUGGCCGUGGCCGAUUUCUUCCUGGGGCUGGUGAUCAUGCCUUUCUCGCUGGCCAACGAGCUGAUGGGCUACUGGAUCUUCGGGAUCUGGUGGUGCGACGUGCAUUCGGCCAUGGACGUGCUCCUGAGCACGGCCUCGAUCAUGAACUUGUGUCUGAUUUCGCUGGACCGCUACUGGAGCAUCACUCAGGCGGUGGAGUAUCUGAAGAAGCGCACACCUGUGCGCGCCGUGCUGAUGAUCGCCGCCGUCUGGAUACUGUCCGCCCUUAUUUGCAUCCCUCCGCUGUUAGGCUGGAAGGUGGAACGCACGCCGGACGAACAGUAUCCGAAGUGUCAGCUAAGCGAAGAACUGGGUUACGUGCUGUACUCGGCACUGGGCUCGUUCUACAUCCCAUCAUGCAUAAUGGUGUUCGUGUACAUACGCAUCUACUACGCGGCCAAAGCCCGCGCCCGGCGCGGCAUCCGGAAGCCGCCGCGCCGGCAGCCGCACGACGCCGUCACCAGCUUCACGAACGUGGUGCCGCUGACGAAGAAGGAGAGCGACGACGCGGGGGCGGGCGCCUCCGUCGAUCGCAACAGCAACACGUCGCCGCGGGACGGCGACAGACAAAUCGCCACCAUCGAGGCGAUCCCCUGCCCCAUGCCCAUUCCCACCGUCACGUGUGAUCUAGCAUCCGAUAUAUCAACCAGUGACGCGGGAGAAAUCACCGCCGAGACGCUGGAACAGAAGGAUACGCUCAAGGUGUUCACAAGUGCCCAGGUGUCCCGCAACCCGCUGGCGCAGAGCCAGUUCCGGGGCUCGACGCUGUCCGUGAACGGCGAGCUGCAGCAGCAGGCGGCGGCCAUGGCCCGCAUGCGGCAGCCUUCCAUGGGCAUCGACACAGACAUGGUGAGCGAGUUCGACCCCAGCAGCUCGGACUCGGGUGUAGUGUCCCGGUGCGCGGUGGUGAAACCCCUCAAACUGCGUCUGUGCAAGCCGAUUUUCGGGCGGAAGGCGGGCAAGAGCCGGCGGGCCGGCAAGGACAAGGCCUGCCCCAGCAAGGAACACAUCGUCGAGGAGGUGCCGCGGGUGCAGAAGCCGCGCGACCCCGAACGCGAGAAGCGCCGCAUCGCCCGGAAGAAGGAGAAGCGCGCCACGCUCAUCCUCGGCCUCAUCAUGGGCUCGUUCAUCGCCUGCUGGCUGCCGUUCUUCUUCAUGUACAUCCUCAGACUGGCCUACCACAUUCCGGCCAUCGCCUUCUCCACGGCCUUCUGGCUGGGGUACAUGAACUCGGCGCUCAACCCGGUCAUCUACACCAUCUUCAACAAGGACUUCCGGAGGGCCUUCCGGCGGAUCCUGUUCAAGUGAUGUUUGGCGUACGUGUGCUGCUACGAGUGCGUCAGCCGACGGAUACGCACGGCGCAGUACCGCAGCGCACCGAGCGCCCUCUACCGACGCU